AAUCAACCCGGCUUUCGAGCACGAGAGGUUCUUUAUCUGACGAGUCUCUCUUUUCAGCUGUUAGGAUACCAUGCAUAGUUUUUGAUUAUAAAACAUAUCGUUUCCUGUGCCAUUUCCUUCUUUCUGUACUUCCAAGUGAACCUUGCAGCACAGCACAUUGAUAGGCGCCCGUUGUAAUAGGCUCUGGCCAAAUUAUUCAUUGCUGAGGAUACUAUACGCUGUGCUCUGUGCUCUCCGAGGAAAUUAGAGCACCGGUCUGCCACAUACAGUCCGGGAUAACGUCGGUUCCACGUCGUAGUCCAAUAUGUUUGACGAGUACGUUGAGCAUACUUCUGCUCCAAAUGCUGUUCUGUCUCAUGGAGGCCAUUCAAUGCCCCAGGUUGAAUAUGAGGGCUUUGAACCAUCUCCAUACGAGCAAGAGGAUCGCCAGAUGGAUGACUUUGGGCCUCAGACAGACAUUCAAAUAGACACCUCCCCGCUGUUUGCGCUAGAACGCGUUCAAUAUACUCCUCCGGCGGCCAUCGCUGCGCUUGCCGUUUCUUCCGAUGUCCUCGUCAUGGGUUUGGUCAACAAUGUCCUGGUCCUCAUUGAACUUUCGAGGGAGGAGCAAGUUCUCCAGAUACCCAUUCCACGGAAACCGAGCGAGUUCAACAUCCAUAAAAUAUUCCUGGAUCCAUUGGGACGGCAUCUCAUAGUCACGUCUACUCAGGGCGAGAACUGGUAUCUGUACCGAGGAUGGAAAAAGCCACGAUUGCUUAAAUCAUUCAAGAUGAUCAUUGAGAGUGUGGCAUGGAACAAGGCUGCACUCAUCUCAUCGUCGCGCUCAACGUCGACUAGAGAGAUGCUCAUUGGUGCUAGGAAUGGCACCGUGUAUGAAGCAAUGUUGGACGCGGAGGAGGAUUUCUUCAAGUCUCAAGAGCGAUAUCUUCAAAAUGUCUUCGCACUUCCGGAACGACAACCAAUAACGGGCAUUGAUUUCAACUUCUUCCCACCCACCGACCCCAAGCGAGCUUUGGUCGUAGUGACUACGCCAUCUCGUAUAUACCAAUUCGUCGGCUCUCCUGAUAGACGUUCGGAAGACGGAGGUCGUAUCUUUCCCAGUCUUUUUGCGAGCUAUCGCGAUACCGCGCCAAAGAUUUUGGAGCUUCCAGGGAAUAUUGAUCACUCGGAAUUACAUGUGUAUUCUCCAAACGCAGACCAGGCUCAUUCCCUUCCUAAAAGUAUAGCUUGGAUGACUGCACCCGGUAUCUACCAUGGCACUCUAAACUUUGACUCGCCAUCGGACGACUUGAUUGACAGUGCAGAACUUCUCCCAUACCCUGUCUUCCCAUCGUCACCUAGCCUAUCGCCGACACGAAGAACUCCCGAGCUUGGAGCUCCCCCAGCGUCGAUGUCGCUUACGGAGUUCCAUUUCGUGCUACUCUACAAGGACCGUGUUGUCGCAUUAUCAAACUUGAAUGAACAGUUAACAUACGACGAGGUCCUGCCAUUGAAACCGUCAGAAACCAUACGUGGUCUCACAUCUGAUCCCAUACGAAAGACGUACUGGGUGUAUACUGAUCAGUCUCUUUUCGAACUCGGAGUGCGCAACGAAGACCGGGAUGUCUGGAAGGUAUAUCUGGAGAAGGGCAAGUACGAUCUUGCUCUCCAACAUGCUAAGACGGCAAGUCAGCGCGACGUGGUGACUGCCUCACAAGCGCGAGCUUUCUUCGACGAGGGUCGGUACUUCCAAGCUGCCCAUGCAUUCGCACAGUGUUCUGUGACUUUCGAAGACGUGACGCUCAAGUUUCUGGACGUCGGUCAACGAGAUGCCCUCAGAUCAUACCUAAUCUCUCGUCUUGAGCGGACGAAGCGCGGCGAUUUAUCACAGCGCAUAAUGCUCGCAACCUGGCUAGUUGAAUUUUAUCUCAGCAAAUGCAACGAACUGGAUGACCUGGUUGCGUCUGAAUCCGCAUCUCAUGAUGUAGCCAACCUCCAGGCUGAGCGUACCAUGGUCGAGGAUGACUUGCGGCAUUUCUUCGAGACAUACAAGGCAAAUCUUGACCCGAAUACGGUGUACGAGCUGAUACAAGGCCAUGGUCGGACUGAAAUGUACUUACACUACGCAACGGUCAUUGGCGAUUACAAGCGUGUCGUGGAGCAUUGGAUACUAGAGGAGGAAUGGACGAUGGCUAUCGACGUCCUGAACCGCCAAUCAGAUCUGGAGUUAUACUAUCGCUUUGCACCUACCCUAAUGCGACAAGCACCGAAGGAAACGGUAGAUUCAUGGCUACGCCAACAAUCGCUCGAUCCCUUACGUCUGGUACCCGCGUUGCUGCGGUUGCAGCAUGUCCCUCGAGAUCCGCUCUCUCCCAAUCAAGCUAUUCGGUACCUCAACCAUGUGAUCUUUGAGCAAGGAAACACGUCUCCCACUAUUCAUAACCUCAUCAUCACGUUUUAUGCUUCUUCACCAUCUCUCCAGCCUUCCACCUCUUCCGGACAUCCAGAGGACGAUGGUCCUCUCCUACGCUUUCUCUCUACUGCACCUUCUGAUCCGCUCACCGGAAAGCCAUACUAUGACCUGGACUAUGCGUUGCGGCUUUGCAAACAGACUGGGCGAACACAGCCAUGCGUACACAUAUAUGCAAAGAUGGGAUUGUGGGAGAGUAGUGUGGAUCUGGCGUUAGAGAAGGGCGACCUUGAACUGGCGAAGAUAAAUGCGGAUAUGCCACCUGAGGAAGAUCGUCAAUUAAGGAAACGGCUAUGGCUCAAGAUUGCGAAAUAUGUGGUGCAAGACAAGCAGGACAUCAAAGCCGCUAUGCGUUUCUUGGAGAACACCGACUUGCUCAAAAUCGAAGACAUACUACCGUUCUUCCCGGACUUUGUGGUCAUAGACGAUUUCAAAGAGGAAAUCUGUACUGCGCUGGAAGGCUACUCUGCUCAUAUCGACGCACUUAAGGCUGAAAUGGACGAAGCCACACGAAAUGCCGAGGCUAUCAAACAGGACAUAGCAGGACUCAAGAAGCGUUUCAUCACAAUUGACGCAGGAGAGAUGUGCUCUGUGUGCGGACUUGUUCUCCUGUCACGACAAUUCUAUGUCUUCCCAUGUCACCAUACAUUCCAUGCAGAUUGCUUGAUCGGUUUGACUAAGGAAUAUUUGCCCGCGUUCUCACUUCGCAAAAUCAUCAAUCUGCAGAGCGAGCUUGUCAAGAUUACGCAGCAGACACCUCUCGAUCGGAAUGCCAUAGCAAAUCCUUCUCUUCAUACGCCACCUCCAUCAAGACAACCUACAACCCAAAGGACUCUGUUGUCCGCGACAUUUGCACCCGCGCAAAAUGGUGCACGCGCAGCAAACUCGCUAGGUCGUAACAUCCUUUCAGCCGGGGAUCGUCUGCGGGAUCUGAUCGUACCAGACGCAUUGGCUAGUGUAGUCACUGCACCCGCUGGGUGGAUACCUGGUAUAGGUGGAGGCGGACGUCGACAAGGAGAGAAAGGUGGGGAGAAGCGGAUGGAGAAAUUGAGGAGAGAGCUGGAAGAUGUACUCACCGCUAGUUGUCCGCUUUGUGAGAGUGUCGUUGCUGGCGUGGACGCGCCGUUCGUCAAGGAAGGGGAGGUAGAUACGAGUUGGGCUUUGUGAUAUGAUAUGCGUAUCUUUUUAUUCACGAAUAAUGGACUGGACUCCAAUCAUACAUGGUUGCAAUUAUUUCAGUUUUCGACCGUUAUUCUUCUCUCAUGACUACGCUGGAGAAGCUUUGAAGUUUGUUUCUGAAAUGCCAUGUAGAACGAGCUCGAGCUCGUUACACCUAAAGAGAGCGCCACUUAAGAGUUUCAACGAUUUCGUAUUUCGUUUCAAAACUGCAUAAAUAAUUUCAGAGAGACAAAUACAACACGAGAGUAAUCAUCCUAGGUAUCUAUUACUUGCGUAAAAUUGCAUAUUCUCAGGCUUAAGAAAAAUCAAAAACAAAA
This is a messenger RNA of Somion occarium, 3945 nucleotides long. NCBI's taxonomy places the organism in Eukaryota, Fungi, Basidiomycota, Agaricomycetes, Polyporales, Cerrenaceae. The record is from the annotation of a GenBank genome assembly.